Racocetra persica is the source of this 277-nucleotide messenger RNA. Lineage: Eukaryota; Fungi; Glomeromycota; Glomeromycetes; Diversisporales; Gigasporaceae. The record is from the annotation of a GenBank genome assembly.
AUGAGGGCUAUUCUUGAUAUGACAAGAGAACGAAUUUCUACCCUUCUUGAGGAGGGUUAUUCAAGUCGCACAAUUACUUUUCAUGUAAAAGUAAACCAUGCUACCGUCUUAAAAAUAAAGUAUUUGAAAGAACGAACAGGUGGUUUGGAUGUCUUACCAAGGCCAGGCCAGCCAAAAAUACUUACUCAAUGUCAUGAAAGAAAGAUAGCCAGGUUUUUUAAGUCAGGCAAAUGUUCGAAUAUUGUCCAAGCUCAAAAAAAAUUAGUUUCUGAAGAGG